Molecule: messenger RNA, 1131 nt
Organism: Penicillium atrosanguineum
Lineage: Eukaryota; Fungi; Ascomycota; Eurotiomycetes; Eurotiales; Aspergillaceae
Product: phosphatidylinositol-specific phospholipase C
Exons: 2
Coding region: 1-1131 (376 amino acids)
Biological process (GO): lipid metabolic process
Molecular function (GO): phosphoric diester hydrolase activity
Source: RefSeq, a predicted model, not a curated record
AUGCGGGCUGCGCCCCUUGCCCUGGCCAUGGUGGCCGCGUGGUCCUCGCCAGUCUAUUCAUCUUCACUGGCCUCAUUUGCUCUGGAUAAGGUGCUUGCCGACGCGACCCCUAUAUUUGGCUCAUAUGUGAAAGAAACAGGAAACAAGGCAGAGUGGAUGAAAAAGUACAAUGAUGACACUCUGCUGAUCCAUAUGAACAUCCCUGGCACCCACGACAGCGCGACAUGGAACUACAGCCAGGCCACUCAGGAUUCUCUUGUGGGAAUCACCGAUCUGAACCAGACCUUCCGCUGUCAAGAGCUGUCUUGGAUCGACAUGCUUAACAUGGGAAUCCGGGCAUUUGACUUGCGCUACGCGUUUGAUCCUACCAACACCACCAUCAUCUUCUAUCACUCUGAGGCUCUACUGUCUGAGAUCGCUACUCUAGAUGAUGUGCUCUUUGGCUUCUACAAAUGGCUCGAUGACCACCCCUCAGAGACCCUGUUUCUGUCUCUCCAGUAUGAGGGAUCAACCGCCAAAUACGCGUCCAACGAUGCAGCACUGCAGCUCAAGCUCUACAACACGCUGACCUCUCCCGUCGCGCGGAAUUACUUUGUUCAAAAGAAGAGCGAACUUGGAACGUUGGGCGAAGCGCGUGGAAAAAUCACCCUGAUGCGCCGUUUCGACCUCGACCAAUUGGCGAGCUCCUACACGACCGAGAUGCCAGGCCUUCACUUCUCCCCAACCCUAUGGACCGAUAAUGAUCCGAAUAUCGCUCUUACAUACAACGAGAGGAAGAAUUUGACCGCUUACAUUGAAGAUUAUUACCAGCCUACAACACCCGCGGGAUCUAAUGCGACCGUGAACAUCCAAUGGAAAUACAAUGCUACAGCAAAUCACAUUGUCAAGGCGACUACCGAGUACCCCGACAGCCUAUUCUGGACCUGGGCAUCAAGUGAAAACACAGACAAUGUACCCCCUGUGUGGCCGCGCAUUAUGGCUAUUGGAAAUGGCACCUUGACUCCCAAGGGAGGCGUUAAUCAGCGCCUUGUACCGGUUUUGAAGAAGCAAAAGGGCAAGCGGGUUGGUAUUGUCAUGUUUGAUUAUUUCGACGUGCCAUCUGACCUUAUCGAUGAAUUUUUGAGUCUGUGA